AUGAACAAUCUAAACGAGACGACGUCACCUUUAAUUCCUAUAUUGGAUGGGAAGAAUUAUCACCGGUGGAGAGUGCAGAUAAAGGUGUUGUUUGAUUAUCAAUAUAUAUUGGCUGUCGUAGAGAACGGAGUUACCGAUCUUGCAGAUACCACAAGUGAAGCCGUGAAGAAAGUCCACGGUGAGAUCGAGAAGAAUGAUCGUAAGACAUUAUUCUACAUCCAUCAAGAAGUGAAUGAUUCAGUUUUUGAGAAGAUCAACGGAGCAACUAUACAGGAGAAGGUUGCAGAUUUAGCAAUUGUGGAGAAGAUAUUAUCAUCUCUUACAACAAAAUUUAAUCAUAUCAUGGUGGCAAUCGAAGAAUUAAAGGAUUUGUCCAAGAUGAUAGUUGAUGAGUUGAUGGGUACCUUACAAGAGCGCAAUACGAAAGAGACUAGUGAGAAGGAAAUUCCCGUGGCAGAGGACGAGGGUACUGGAACUAUAACAACCGAGCACCCGGAUACUACAAUAGUCAAGGACGUGGCAGUUAUAACAAAAAUCAAAGAGACGUCGGCAAUCAGAGAAGCAAUUAUCAAUCAAAUUCAAAUUAUCAAGGUCGAGGUUGAGGUCGAGGUCGAGGUUAAGGUCGAGGCUUUGGACGUGGUAGAAUAUGGCCACUAUGCAAAGGAGUGCAAGUACCAAGAUAAUUUCCAAUCCGGAGAAGAAGUUCAAUUUACACAAGAAAAAGGUGAUGAAGACAAUCACACUUUAUUUAUGGUCACGGCAGCGGGUGAAGAAUCAAACUACAAUAUAUGGUUUCUUAACACUAGGUGUUCUAAUUACAUGUGCGGAAAGAAGGAGUUGUUCAUAGACCUAGAUGAGUCGAUGCAGUCCAAAGUCAAGUUUGUCGAUGACAACAUUAUACCAGUGAUGGGAAAAGGGAUGAGUUCUCAUCAAGCUGAAGAAUAG
Messenger RNA from Asparagus officinalis (garden asparagus), 945 nucleotides. RefSeq lists its product as uncharacterized. Bases 1 to 945 code for a protein of 314 amino acids. NCBI's taxonomy places the organism in Eukaryota, Viridiplantae, Streptophyta, Magnoliopsida, Asparagales, Asparagaceae. The record is from RefSeq and is a predicted model, not a curated record. The transcript has 4 exons.